Molecule: messenger RNA, 2637 nt
Organism: Sapajus apella (tufted capuchin)
Lineage: Eukaryota; Metazoa; Chordata; Mammalia; Primates; Cebidae
Gene: CLEC4D
Product: C-type lectin domain family 4 member D
Exons: 6
Coding region: 499-1152 (217 amino acids)
Source: RefSeq, a predicted model, not a curated record
GUGGAGAUCACUCAUCUUCUGGUGCGCUCUUGCUGGGAGCUGCAGACUGGAGCUGUUCCUAUUCAGCUGUUUUAGCUUUUUAUUGGGGCACGACAAUUGUUUCUUUUAAGGCAUUGCUAAAUUUUUUGUCUAAAUGAAAGAAAAGAAACAAAUUGAAAAUUCCACAUUACACACUGAUCUGGUGAUCUCAACAUGCUCAUGGGUUUCUUCUAAUGAUUGUACUGUUUUGGGGCAUUGCUUUCUCAAUUUCCUUUUUGUCUUUUUUACCUCAUCUCUCGGAAUAAAUCAAAGGAAACCCCAGUCUUUCAAAAAGACUUCUUCUUUUGAGUUAACUUUCUUAUAUUGAGAACCUUCUAAUCUCACUAGAAUAUGUAACAUUGGUGUUCACUCUCAAGUAUUUCUGAAUAUAUUCCUCUAUUCACAGGAGUAUACUCUGGGGAAAAAAUAGAGCAAGUCCUUGCCCUCCUGACCAUUGAACAACAAGAGACUAAUUAUACAAUGGGGCUAGAAAAACCCCAGAGUAAACUCCUAAUGGAAGGAGGCAUGCAUUUCCAGCUGAUUCCUUGGGUUGUUGCUAUAGUUUUCAUCUUACUUCUCGGUUCCUGUUUCAUUGCCAGUUGUUUGGUGACUCAUCACAACUUUUCACGCUGUAAGAGAGGCACAGGAGUGAACAAGUUAGAGCACCAUGCAAAGCUCACUUGCAUCAAAGAGAAAUCAGAACUGAAAAGUGCUGAAGGGAGCACCUGGAACUGUUGUCCUGUUGACUGGAGAGCCUUCCAGUCCAACUGCUAUUUUCCUCUUACUGACAACAAGACGUGGGCUGAGAGUGAAAGGAACUGUUCAGGGAUGAGGGCCCAUCUGAUGACCAUCAGCACGGAAGCUGAGCAGAACUUUACUAUUCAAUUUUUGGAUAGACGGUUUUCCUAUUUCCUUGGACUUAGAAAUGAGAACGCUGAAGGACAGUGGCGCUGGGUGGACCAGAUGCCAUUUAACCCACGCAUAGUAUUCUGGCAUGAGAACGAACCCAACAACAAUCAGGGAGAAAACUGUGUUGUUCUUGUUUAUAACCAAGAUAAAUGGGCCUGGAAUGAUGUUCCUUGUAACUUUGAAGCAAGUAGGAUUUGUAAAAUACCUGGAAUGACCCUCAACUAGAAACCCACAAAGUGCUGCUUGUGAUGGAGAGAGAAAAGAACCAAUUAGAACAGGGCAGAAUGUACAUGCAUCAUUGGAACACAGAAAACAUGCUGGGUUAUAGAGCAUUUUUAGUCAUGAUGGUCUUUUUAAUUUUGUUUGAUUGAUUCAAGAUUGUGUGUGUGUGUGUGUGUGUAGAUAACGUGGUUUUUGUAUGGUGUUUGAUAGAAGGAAUAAUCUUUCUUUGCUUUCUUAGGAGUAUUUCAAGGUGUUUACUCUUCAACUGGUGUGCACUGAAUGCAUAUUUAGAAGAAUGGCUUGAAUAAUGCAAUCUCCUUGUCAUUUCCCCCCACUCAGAUUCUUAGCUCUUAAAAUUCAAAGGUGGGAUAUUCUAACUGGUAGUGGUGCAUCAUUUUUAACACAAAUAUUACAGGUACUUUAAAGAUUUUUAAACCACAUUUUUUAAUGCUUCAUUUUCAGACUUUUUAAUACCAGUCAUUACGUUUGCAUUCUAUAAGCAAAAUUUUUCCAGAACAGCGUGGAAUAGUUCUGAAUUAUGAUAUUGUACAGAUAGAUAAAAGUCCAAAUGCCUUUUAAAAAGUUUACUUCUUACUCCACCCAACAUGUCUUUGCAAAGCAGGAAUUCUUUGUAAGACACCUUAAACAAAGUCCUUCAAUUCUAUAGCAGAGGAAAUAAAAUCCCUUGGAAGCCAAAGGGCUCACCUUCACAUUGCUAUUUCAUGACAGACCCAGCUGUGUUUCAUUAGAGAUAAAAUGUAUUCCCUUUGGUAUCACAGGAAGUUACUGGGAAUGACUUGGCCUCAUUACUUAGCUAACGACUGGAUACAAUUUCUUAAUUAUUUGAAGUAACAGUGUAUUCAGGUUUGCAUUUUUAAUUUGAAUAGAAAAUCAUGUUUUCAACCAAUUUAUUCAAAUUUUUAAUGUUUCUUUAGAGCUGUAUAAUUAUAGUUUAAACUAGCAAGGAAGUCAUUGUUCUGACAGCCAGAAAUUAUGCUUUUCUGAUGCACGUAGUAUUAAUUGUGAAGGGCAGUCACAUCCAACUUUAAUAAAAUAUGGCGGUCUUUCUUAAAAUUCUCAAUUUGUUAAUUUUUCCUGGAUCUAAGCUGGAAAAUUCCAAGGAAUGGAUUUUUAACCUAACUUUCCUACUACUACUUUUAAAAAUAGUAUUUAUUUUGUAAAUUAGUUGUUGAUUUUUUGGGUUUGAAAUGUUGGUGUUUGAUUAUGUGUGGUGGUGUGUGUGUGUGUGUGUAGCUGUGUUCAAAGCUGAUACUUUUAGCUGAAAUGGUGCUGAAUAACUUUGAUUGUGUUUGCCAUAUUCACUAAAUUACCUAGCAUGAAACCUACAAAACUUGUUGAAGUAACUUUAUGUAAAUGCUAAUGGGCUUUGUAUAGUUAAUAUUAUCCAUUUUUAGUUUGUAGAAAACUAUGUAUAGGUAGCGAUUCAGUUGUCAAUAAAAUGUGAUCUCCUUGUGAUUUUAUUCAUCU